Messenger RNA from Cryptosporidium muris RN66, 1212 nucleotides. RefSeq names its product DnaJ domain-containing protein. The coding region runs from base 1 to 1212 and encodes 403 amino acids. Gene Ontology annotation, molecular function: Hsp70 protein binding. Gene Ontology annotation, cellular component: endoplasmic reticulum membrane. The record is from RefSeq and is a predicted model, not a curated record. The transcript has a single exon. Gene Ontology annotation, biological process: cellular response to misfolded protein. NCBI's taxonomy places the organism in Eukaryota, Apicomplexa, Conoidasida, Eucoccidiorida, Cryptosporidiidae.
AUGGAUAGCAAUAAGGAGGAGGCAAAUAGGUGUAGGAGAAUUGCUGAGAAUGCAAUUAAAUCUGGUGAUAUUGACAAGGCUAUAAGAUUACUUGAGAAGUCUUAUCGUAUGUAUCCAUCUAAUGAUGUAGAUGAUAUACUGAAAAAAUUAAAUGAUCAAAGAAAAGUUAGAAGUAAUUGUCAAAAUAAAUCUCCUCAAGGUGAUAUGAAUUCGAACUGUAUGAGAUAUAAUGCCUCAAAGGUAAUAAAGAGCCCUAUAUCAAAUUCUGACACAAGUAAUGGUUCUGCAUCUAGUAAGGAGUCCCCAGAGUUAUUAUGUAAACGUAUUUUGAAAGCAAAAGAUUACUAUACAACUUUGGGAAUUUCAAGAGAUGCAGAUGAUGUAGCUAUUAAAAAAGCAUAUAAGAAAUUAGCACUAUUGCUUCAUCCAGAUAAAUGUAAGGCAUCCAGUGCUGAGGAGGCCUUUAAAAAGAUAGCUCUAGCUUUUCAGACAUUGUCUGAUACUGAGAAGCGUCAAAUAUAUGAUCAAUAUGGUGAGAAUGGUCCUCCUAUUCAAUCAAAUUCAAGUGAUGUUAGAUACUACCAGUAUCAUGGAAGUAUGGAUGGUUUUUUAACUCCAGAAGAUUUAUUCAGAAUGUUCUUUGGAGGUAUGUCCCCAAAUAUAGCAUUUCAACAGCGUCAAAGACAAGUGAGGCAUAAUAGAAGCAAUCAAAACUCAGAUAGAGAUCAGCAACGUCAAUAUAACAAUGGAAUGUCUAAUGGACAUUUAUGGCAGAAAUUUGCUGGAAUUAUUCAAAUAAUUCCUAUUGUUUUGAUGAUAUUACUUGCAUUAUUAGGCAAUUUUAUACCUUCUUAUACCCCAAAUACUAAAGCUGCUUAUAGUUUAUCCCGAAAUAGGGAAUAUUACCAACAAAAGUGGACUGGGAUUCACAAUGUACCAUUUUACAUUAAUCCUAAAAGUGGAUUUGAUAGACAAUAUCCUCAGAACUCCAGUAAGUUACAUGAACUAGAAGUACAAAUAGAAAUGUUGCAUUUCACUAGGGAAUGUGGAAUAGAAGAAAGGACUCUAUUACAGGAUAUCGCAUAUGCAAAGUAUUACCAAAAUAAGGAGAAACUUCGAGAAAUACAAAGUAGACAAAAGCCAAAUUGUGAUAAACUGAAAUGGCUAAGAGACUCUUAUCCUAAUAUAUAUAGACAAAUAAUUAGGCAUUGA